ACACCAGCCGACCACAGCCAACACAGACUCAAGAUGCCUUUCAAGCCUCACUACCUGUUGGUGUCCCUGACUCUCUGCUGGUUCGUGGCUCUUCAAGCAUUCCCCAUGAACGGCUGUGCUGCAUGUCAGAAGUGUCGCUGCAUCCGGACGUCCUCUGCUUUCAUCUCUCCUAGGCUGUUCCACAGGAUAGAGAUCCUACCUCCAGGUGCCCACUGUCGUCAAACAGAGAUCAUCGUUACCAAGAAGGACAAAGCCACCGUCUGUGUGACUCCAGAUGCAAGAUGGAUCAACAAAGUCAUUGUCAAGUUACAAAGUACCAACAAGAAGAAGAGAAGUGCAGAACUUCCCAUCUCAACCACCAUUGAGUGAAUUGGAACAGGAAUGUAUCAAGUUGGAGCUAAAUGGACAUGUGAUACCAAUGUGAUGCCAAUGUGAUGCCAAUGUGAUGCCAAUGUGAUACCAAUGGAUUCUAUUCAAAUAUGAUUCCAAUACCAAGUUAAUUAGUUUAUCUUAAAUUAUCUAAGUAUGAUUUGUUAGGUUCUUAUUAUUCAGAGUAAAUAAUCCACGGACACUAGAGAAGCUUUAACCAAGUUGAAUUCUUCCCAGAGGUUCUGUACAGCUGUAAUUCAGACAACCCAACAUUUGUCCCAUCCAGAUAUUUAUAUCCCAAUUAUUAAGACCCUCCUCCUUCUCUUCAAUCCUUUCAUUUUAUGGUUCUACAGGAAGAGAGAAAAAAGGGAAACAGGAAACCAAACCUUUAUUACUCCCUUCAGGUGACCUGUCCUCACCUCCUGACCUCAACCCCUCCUUCAUCUAAUCCACAGAUGUCCAUCUGUCUCCCCUGUAUCAACACAUCGCUGUCCUCACCUCCUGACCUCAACCCCUCCUUCACCUAAUCCACAGAUGUCCAUCUGUCUCCCCUGUUUCACACUUUGCUCUCCUCUCGUCCCCCAACACAUUCCACAGCUAUCUGUCUUUCUACAGAGACCCAGUCUCUUUUACUCCUUAAUAUACUAUGUGUCUAAUCUGUCAUGUCUUUAAUAUCUCAAUGUUCAAACUGUCGAAUCCAACAAGUCCCUCGUCUUGAACAACAGCAUCCUAAUGUUCAAUUCAUAUAAACUUGGAAAUUACUAAUAAAUGUAUAAACAAUGAUAAUAAAACAUGAAUAAAAACUAACAAAUGAUUAGAAAACAUGAAUUAAACAAACACAUGAACAAACAACGAACAGACAGUCACCGUGAGGUGUACAGAUUCAGAGACUUAUGGCCUCUGAAUGUUGAUCACACAACAAAAUGCCAUUCCAGCUGAAUCUGCUGUCUCCUUCAAUGGCAGCUGGAGCAGCUUUUAGUCUCUCCACUUUCCCCUUCUGGUUCCUAAGAGAGUGAUAGCACAAGACUUGGAAAGCAACAAAAAGAAAUAAAACAUAACAGUAUUAACAAUGUGAUAAGCGAUGCAUAAUUAUAUAUGCAUAAAAACCAAAGUCUGAGACCAUGACAAGUCCCACUCUCUCUUCACCUGACUCUAUGCCUCCAGGAUACUUUCCUGCCAGACUAUAAAGCUUCCUCAUGCUUACGCCCAGUCUUCCCCUUUAGGCCCCAGGUUCCGAGAGGUGUUCCCCAGUCUUCCCCUUUAGGCCCCAGGUUCCGAGAGGUGUUCCCCAGUCUUCCCCUUUAGGACCCAGGUUCCAAGAGGUGUUCCCCAGUCUUCCCCUUUAGGACCCAGGUUCCGAGAGGUGUUCCCAAGUCUUGUCACUUUCUCUCAUCUCCUCCAUUUCACCUGAUUGGCACGUCACCUGAUAUGCAAGGGCGUUGUCACGCCCUGGUCAAAGUAUUUUGUGUUUAUCUUUAUGUAUUUGGUCAGGCCAGGGUGUGGCAUGGGGUUUUUGUAAUUGUGGUGUGUUUAU
This is a messenger RNA of Oncorhynchus kisutch (coho salmon), 1903 nucleotides long. RefSeq names its product C-X-C motif chemokine 13-like. The record is from RefSeq and is a predicted model, not a curated record. Lineage: Eukaryota; Metazoa; Chordata; Actinopteri; Salmoniformes; Salmonidae. Gene Ontology annotation, biological process: defense response; chemotaxis; immune response. Gene Ontology annotation, molecular function: chemokine activity. Bases 34 to 369 code for a protein of 111 amino acids. Gene Ontology annotation, cellular component: extracellular region. The transcript has 4 exons.